Polistes canadensis is the source of this 2940-nucleotide messenger RNA. It is a transcript of the gene EloA, whose product is annotated as transcription elongation factor B polypeptide 3-like. Gene Ontology annotation, biological process: transcription elongation by RNA polymerase II. Gene Ontology annotation, cellular component: elongin complex; nucleus. Bases 253 to 2604 code for a protein of 783 amino acids. The transcript is spliced from 9 exons. NCBI's taxonomy places the organism in Eukaryota, Metazoa, Arthropoda, Insecta, Hymenoptera, Vespidae. The record is from RefSeq and is a predicted model, not a curated record.
UCGUGUCUAUAAAUUUUUCUAUGAAACUAGUUAAAUCGCGAAUAGUAGUUUCCGUGAGAAUUCGAAUUUAUCAUGUAAUAAAAUUCGUUGAUUUCGACUUGAAAAAAUAUUAGUUUACAAGUAAAAAUGUAGCAUGUGAAUUUGACAUAAAUAAAAUAGUAACUUUUGUAUCCUAAAACAUAGUUAAAAAAAAUCAGUGCAUACAUUUGGUAACCGUGCAUAAACGGGAGUUAGCAGCUGGAAGUUACAACGAUGUCGUCUGUUGUAGAGAAAAUACGGCAUUGUCAGCGAAAUAUUAAGAAAUAUUCUGAUAAAGAAGAAAAAAUGCUGCAUUAUAUACAAAGACUGUAUAAUUUACCAGUAACAGUACAACAUCUUCAAGAUACAGGAGUAGGGCGUACUGUUAAUGGGUUAAGAAAAUAUGAAGGCGGCGUUGGGGAUGCUUCCAGAGCUUUGGUGGCCAAAUGGAAAGCUAUGGUUGCAGACGAGGAAACAAGUGAAGGGGAAGACGAUGAAGCCUGUGUUCCUGAUGCUCCUGAGAGUUACGAUAGGCCGGAAUCUCCAAUAUUACAGAAAAAACAAGAAGCAGAUAGUACGGCGAAAAUAUCAAGACACGAACAAAAAUCAGAGAAAAAUGAAAUAUCAGAGCACAGUUCGAAACAUUCUAGUAAGCACGAUAUAAAAAUUAAAUCUGAAAAUGAAUCUAACGUAAAUAAGGAUUCAUCGAAAAAUUUGAAACAUGAAUCACAGAAAGAAAAACAUAAUAAAAAUCAUUCUAGACACGAGUCAAGGGAUAAACGAUCUUAUUCCAAUGAUGCAAAAAGCAGCAGUAGUUCUUCUAUGCAUGUAAAAAAAUCUAUUGAUAAAUCUUCUUCUCAUAGUAAUAAAUUAGAUAGUACUACAGACAAACAAGACGAAUAUAUCAAAAAAAGAAAAUUGGAUAAUUCUAAUAGUGGAAAGAAGAAAUGUAAAAAACCAAAACUUUCUGAAAAUGAAAGUGAUGAUGAUAGAACUAGUUCUUAUAAUACAGAUAAACAAAAUGUCAACGAUUUUCAAACGGAAUUAAAUAAGAAAACACAUGUUACAGUAAAACAGCAAGAUGUAAACAAAGUUGAAUCCAAAAGAGAAAAGAGUAAAUCUCGUGAAAAAGUUAAAUCAAGUUCUUCUAGUAAGGAGGAAAAAGUAUACGAUGAUAAAAAUAAAAAGAAAUCAGAGGAAAGUAAAGAAAAACAAAAAACGGACAGUCAUCGUUCUAGUAAAAGUUCUAAAUCAAAAAGUCACCAUAGUUCUAGUAGUAAAGAUCAUGCUAAGGAUAAGGACAAAGAUAAAGAUAAAGAUAAAGAUAAAGAUAAAGAUAAGGAUACGGAUAAGGAUAAGGAUAAGGAUAAGGAUAAGGAUAAAGAUAAAGACAAAGACAAAGAAAAAAGCAAAAGAAAAGAAAACGAAGAAAGAAGACAUAAGCAUCAAAGUAAAAGUAGCUCUGAAUCGAAAGAAAGCAAAUCUGAUUCAAAAGAAAGUAAAUCUGGUUCAAAAGAAUCAAAAGAAAAAGUCAAAAUCAAACAAGAAAUCAAUGGAGACGAAGGAAUAGAUUGUAAUUCCGGUGCAAGUUUUGCAGAAGCUCUUGGAAUGUGUACAGUUGCACCAGGGUUAAAGAAGCGUCAUAAUAAUUCUCCUAAUUUAAAUUCUUCAAGAUGUUCCAAGUUAGAAACAAAUGUAUCGUCUACUCUUAAUAACAAAAAGCAAACGCCUGUGAAAACCGAAGCUACAAGCAGCGAUAGUUUACAUCCUUUGCCUCUUUUAGCACCAAAUGUAAAGUUAGAGCCAUUAAGUGUGAAUCUGGCAUCUACAUUACCUGAAAUAAGUCCUAAUUAUAAACCACUGUCAUACAUUAAUCCUGUACAUCGUAAAGAGGAAGAUAAGACUCUUACUGACGUAAUUCAUGUUAAAAAUCAAAGGACCAAAGUAUACUCGGGGAAUAAAACUGGUUAUACAAGUGUACCUUCUCUUUAUGAAAUUUGCAUAAGAGUGUUGAUAGAGAAUAUUGAUGCGCUUGAAUUUACUGGUGGUGUUCCUUAUGACAUAAUAAAGCCAGUUUUAGAACGAGCUACGGCAGAUCAAUUAUAUAUGUUAGAACAUUAUAAUCCUUACCUAAUUGAAGAUACGGAUUCUUUAUGGCAAUUUCAUUGUAAUCGAGAAUUCAGAAAUAAACAAAGACAGGAAAUGGAAACAUGGCGUGAGAUGUACAUGCGUUGUUUGGAUGAAAGAGAAGAAAAAUUGAAAACCUUAACUGCCAAUAUAAAACAAUCUAUAGAUAAGACUGUACCAUUACGAUCAGCUAAGCUUGCAUAUGUUGAUAAUGUUGUUAAACCUCCUAGGAAUGUUUUAAAAAAGCAAGCUAAGUAUGGAACUAAUUCGAUUCCUACAUCUACAUCUGAUUUGAAAAAAAAAUUGAUUGUUGGCGGUGGACCUACCGCAGCAACUAAUAUAUCUGUACCACCACCUCCAAUGAAUCGAGUUAAACCAUCGUCGAGCAUGGUAAAGAAGACAAAAGCACCUCUUAUGGCAAAAGCUCUACAAUUAAUAAAAGGGCGUUACAAACGGUAGUUUGUAUGAACAUUUGUAGGUAUAUUUUAACUAUAAUGUAUAGAUAAUGUUUCCACUAUAAUAUAUUUUUAAAAUUACGUUGUGAUAUGAGUAAUAUUCUUGUAUUUUGAAAGAAAAAUUAUGUUGCAAGAUUAUUUAACAUUUAUAUUUUGGUAAUAUUGAUUUUUAACUUACACAUAUAUAAAUAUGAAUAUCAUUAUAGAAAUAUUUAAUGCAUUUAAAAGUAAUAAUCCAAAAGGAAGAGAAAAUUGUUAGGUUUAUAAUCUGAACUAUGAAAUUAUUAAUUUACUUCGGUUUAAAUAGUAAAAUAUUAAUUUAACUAAUUUUAAUAACGUG